Mollisia scopiformis is the source of this 1746-nucleotide messenger RNA. RefSeq lists its product as uncharacterized. The transcript is spliced from 3 exons. Bases 1 to 1746 code for a protein of 581 amino acids. The record is from RefSeq and is a predicted model, not a curated record. Lineage: Eukaryota; Fungi; Ascomycota; Leotiomycetes; Helotiales; Mollisiaceae.
AUGAUAGCUCGAGAAUUGCGUGCAGAGCCAACUUCUGCCAUCAAGUCACUUUCUGGGCAUCGUAUGGACAAUUCAGAUCAAACUUCGAGCGUUCCCAAUACCCCGCGAGACCAAUUUCCACGAAGCAGUUUAGGACAAGUUCCCCAAAAUCACCCAACUUGGGCAUCUCAAGACUCUCGGGAUCUCAAUCUAAACGAAACACAGGCGACAGCUAUAUCAGUCCCAGUUUCAUGGACGUAUCUUCCUGUAGAACUUUGGCGCUCCGUCUGCGAUGUUCUCAACCGCGAAGAAUGCACCGUCGCUGAAGAAGGGGAUAUCAUAAUCAAGAAAGACCCUGCGAUCCGAGAUGAGACGGCGACGAAGAAAGAUUAUGCUUCUAUCAGCCUUGUGUGCCGUCUUCUUCACCGGAUAGUCGAAGAAUACUUGUAUCAAAGCUUCUCAUGGAUUCCAUACUUCGAUAAAGCAUGGCCUCCACUUGAUGUCCUGAAGGAACGCAAUUUGAAGGAAAUCUCAAAGAGUAAGAGGGACAAAAGGGCACCAUUCCCAUGGAGGUGCGGACCACCGCCAUAUCUACUCUUACGUACCAUUCUCAAUCGCCCUAACCUGGCGCAAUAUUUCAAGAGUGUCAAGAUUCUCGGUGCAUCACCAACAUCGGGUCUUUUCUGGAACAUGUUCGAAGCGCGUGAAGGUUCUUUCUCUGGGAAGGAAUUUGACCUUUGCGAAAAGACGAUCUCCAGGAUGCCAGAUGUUUCUCGUAGGCAUUGGCUCAGUGGUUUGCAGAAAGGAAGACUCGACGUGUUUGUUGGUCUACUUCUCCUUCGUCUGUCUCGGUCAAAGAAACUCAAAACGAUCGACAUUAGGAUUCGCGAGUGCUCCACUCUGGAGAGUGUCGUCUUUGAUGCUCUGGACAUAUCAUGUAUUAUGCAAGCAGUAUCCAGAUACGCUAGUGUCACGUCUGUCACUUUUUCUAUGGACAAAGAUGAAAAAAAGAGUGCCUACGUUGACUUGGAAGAUCAUACUGAAAUGGAUAUGUACCACGUCGACAGGCAGGUCUGGAAGCUUUUGAAAUUUCCACGACUUGAGUCACUCGCUUUGCACUUGUGCUCUCCUUGCCAUACAUGGCAAACUCGAUUGCCUAUAGCCUCCCACUUGAGAAAGCUGACUCUGAAAUAUGGCGCAAUGGAGGCAACAAAUCUGGGUACUCUGCUUUCUUCUACCCCGCAACUGGAAGAGCUUGACUGUGAUCUUGUCUAUGAUCGAUCCAUAAACCAGCGCUUGGAUUGCGAGAAGCUUAACAGAUCUCUAUCGAAGGUCCACGAUACCCUUGCCUAUCUCACAAUCGGUCUGAAAGUUUUAUGGCCGGACACUGAAGACGGGGAUGGCCCUUGGGAUGUUCUAAAGACGAUGGGGAGCAUGAAACAUUUCAGGAAGCUCACAUGGUUAAACAUGCCACUCAUCACUCUUAUUCCAAAAGUGCCUACUAUUCCGGGGUUUCACCCAGGGCCCAACAUACUGGAAAGAAAUCUCCCCGAAUCACUCAUAAGCUUUUACGCUGAUCGUGAACCAACGCCACCAGAUGUAAACACUCAAAGAGAAGCAGAAAGAAUUGUGGUUGAAUACGUGAGCCGCAAUGUCCGGCUUAUGGAGAAUCUUCGAUGGGGUUCAAAGUCUACUACUGAACUGGGGUCGCAGGCAAUUCUAUUGCAAGUCUUGUACAAUUACUACGAUGACUUCUCAACCUCCUGA